Wasmannia auropunctata (little fire ant) is the source of this 3165-nucleotide messenger RNA. RefSeq lists its product as uncharacterized. Bases 1 to 2679 code for a protein of 892 amino acids. NCBI's taxonomy places the organism in Eukaryota, Metazoa, Arthropoda, Insecta, Hymenoptera, Formicidae. The record is from RefSeq and is a predicted model, not a curated record. The transcript has 10 exons.
AUGCUACUAUGCAGUAUACUGCGUGGAGCGCUAUCCGCGUCUUUCGGCACCGUCGUGCAGAUUGCGAUCUUUUUACUGCAGAACACCAAUAUCUCGAGAGUGCUCGCGUCCAUGCCACCGGGAGCCGAGGACGAGAUUAUCGUGAUCGAACAUCUGCCGGGACGGCGGGUGCAUCUCCAGGAUUUCUUUUGGACCGGCCUGGAUGACGCGCCGCCAUGGGUGGAUCCCAAUCAGGGUUUAACUUAUUACGAGACGAGGACGAUCGUUCACACUGUCACAGUUUAUCCCCCGACCGACGAGAAGGGCCCGUCGGAUCCGAUAUCUCCUCAUCGUCCAGAAUGCGUCACGUGCAUAGAACCGACACCUAGGUUGGACGAUGACGACGAUCAGAGCAUCGGGAUCCUCAUCGGAGAUGAUCCUGGUCCGAGGUACUGGCUGUUGACAGUUCUUCGACCAGGCGAAGCCGUACCGCCCAAAGUCGAGCUUCGUUUGGCUCGCUUGUAUCGAGCCGCGUUUGCCAGACAGCAGCAACGGCAUCUUGGCCUGCUGUCGACGGAUCCGCGAUCACGAAGAGACGCGUUGUUGCGCGAUUUGAUUAACCGAAAGAAUAUACAAAAUCGUCUUGGAACUUCAUCCCAAGUGAGAGCUGCGCGAGAAGAGAUUCCUGCAAACACAACUGAAACUCAAUCAUCCGAAUUAACAGUUGGCACUAUCGAAAGCUCUUCGACUCACGCGGAAACUGAGGCGAGCGUUCCAAGCUUAGUCGAUGAGCAAUUCUUCUCGAACGUCUCGCAAGUCAAGUCCAUGAGAAUGAUCGAAAUCCCCAGGCCGAGAAAGAUGUUGCUGCCAAUAUUCGAUGACGCAACGAAUGAUUACGAAAAAUCUACAAAAGACGAUUUCGCUCUGAAGAAGAUCAUAAAAACGUUGAAGGGGGAAACGAGAGCCUUGUCUACGCAGAACGAUGAGUCUAUAAACGUCGCUCCGACACAUCUUAUUCCCGAUGCAAUUGACGAUACCAGCAAACAAUCCCCACCAGAAUCGACGCCAAUUCCCUCGUCUGAUUCAAAAUCGAAUACUGAUAGCAUCUCCAGAAGCCGAUCUAAUGACGAAGAUGCGAGCGUGCGCUCGAGAUUGCGCUUAGCGGGCGGUUCGAUUCCCGGGGUCGUAAAAGUCAGAAUGCAGAAUACGAGCGUUAUCGAGAGCGGCGCGAUGAGAUUGAUCUAUUCGGUUCAUCUCGACGAUAAGCCCGUUCCUGCUGAAACGGCCGCGAGAGACAUGGCGCUUCUCUCGCCCCAGGAAGUCGCCCUGGAGCUCGGUGCACCGGUAAUCAUUCAAAGCGAACCUUAUCUGAAGGAGAGUAGACCUCUGGCUCUGUCGAGGAGGAGAGACGCGUGGCUACUGAUUGGUGCCGCUAGCGCGGGUGUCGUUCUGCUAAUUUUCGUUCUCGUUGGCUUGAUCUUGGUUGCCAAAAGGAAGAGGGCACAUAGCGCUGUAGUUGCACCACCGAACAAAAGUAUUCUUAAAAAGGAACGUGAAUACGCGACCACGACGUCUGGCCUCGACAACACUGCGUUCUCAACGUCGGAGACAGAAAUCAAGACCGACGGUACCAGUCAGCGGCAAACUCCGCGGACGUUAUCCCGAACUCCGAUCACGCCCGACACGCCCGAUAGUCUGGAAUUAGACGUUCACGAAAUUUCCAGCGACGACGACGAAGAACCAAAGAAAACUCGCGGAUCGGUCCUUUGGGGUCAAGAACACGUAGCUAAGAGAGCAAGAGCAUCUCAUGGAAGAAUGACGAGAGCGGACGCAAUGGACCGAGCCGGGUCACCGGACUCAUUAACCGAUCAUAUAGAGACACUGGAGUCCUUGGAAAAUGGCUAUGUAAAACAUAAGGAAGAAUCUACCGCUUCGCCACAAUCUUAUUUAUCGAUGCCAUCGUGCAAGCAGUUUCCUAGUAUGCGCAGCGUAGAACCACUGUCAAGAGUGUUGGAACCUGUCAUGGUCAGGCACUUAGACAUCGAUUCUCCAGAAUUAGUGUAUCACGAUAGAGACAAUACCGAUGACACGUUCCUCGCGAGAACAUCGAGUGCCUCGAAGGAUCCUGGAGCUGUAGGACCCAUUGUUUGGAAUCUUAAUAAACAAUUGUUCUCCACAGAAGGUAAUGGUACAUCCGAAACGGAUAUCGAUGGAGUGUACCGUCUACCACCCGGACCCGUGGGCCGCGCCAGAAGGAGACUGCACGAGUUGCUCGAAGACUCCUUCAGUCUCUUCGGAAGCAGAGACGUCAAGAUCAAAGAACCGCAGCGACUGCCGCAGCCACCGAUCUCCGUUGCGCGUACACCGGAUACGCUCGCGAUCCUCUCGGAAACCAGAGGCAAAUCCGCCCACGUCAGUCCAGUAGUAACGCCAACGAUGGAAAUGAAGACGCGACCCCGUACAUCAUUACCACGUAAAGGUAUGGACGAGGAUAUUCCGGAGACCGGCCAAACUGAAUCAAUUCACUCUCGCGGUGCCUGGGGCUCCAGGCCACUCAGCGCGGGUCCGUUUCAUCGGCCGAACUUGCCGGAAGUGGACACCAGGCGUAUAUUGGCGGACAGCAGGCUUCCGCCGGAAGAUCCUGCGGUGCCUUUGAUCGCGUCGAUCAAAAAAGAACUUGAAAAGUUCUCGUCCCAGUAGAGCCCCCUCCUGUAGCGAGUGCAAUAGGAUGCAAUAUUUAGCUUAAAUACUCGCGCGAAGUGAUAUACUUAAUCUUAAGUCGAAGAACAGUGUAAAUAUUCAAUCAAUCUUUUCCACAAAAUUUUAUAACUCGACGUCGAAGUUUUCGAUUACAUAGAUUAUAAUGUAGUAGAAACAUUUUACGCGUAUCAUAUUUACGUGAAAGCAUAAACACAUUAUAGUAAGAGGCGAAAAAUAAAUCAUGCCGAAGUUUUGCUGUUAUAAAUCAAAAUUGAGCCACCGAAUUUAACUUAUUAAUCAGUCGCUGUAUAUAUCAUUCAACAUAGAAUGCAUUUGCGAACUUAACAAUACAAUCAUGGACAGAAAGGUUUGACUGAUUAAAUUAUUAAAAUAUUAAAAUCAACCUCCUGACUGAUCCGUCCAACAUAGGGAUAUACAAUCUGUAACUCAAAGUAUGCAAUAAACUUAUAGUAUAAUAUAUAUACA